This is a messenger RNA of Carassius gibelio (silver crucian carp), 4573 nucleotides long. RefSeq names its product phosphatidylinositol polyphosphate 5-phosphatase type IV. The record is from RefSeq and is a predicted model, not a curated record. NCBI's taxonomy places the organism in Eukaryota, Metazoa, Chordata, Actinopteri, Cypriniformes, Cyprinidae. Gene Ontology annotation, biological process: phosphatidylinositol dephosphorylation. Gene Ontology annotation, molecular function: inositol-polyphosphate 5-phosphatase activity. The coding region runs from base 370 to 2286 and encodes 638 amino acids. The transcript has 11 exons.
ACAUCGCUUUGAGGAACAGAUUUCAGUCAUCUGGAAUCACUCGUCAGAAUACAUUUCAGGCUUAGUUCGCCUUUGAUUGGAGCUUUAUUUUUACUGUUUGUACGGUAAUGUUGCUAAUUGUAGCCUGAUGAUUGUUGUUGAUAAUAUUGUUCAUUUGCCAGGCCUGUUUAAUAGAUGUCUUUUGCUAAAUUUAGAUUUUGUUAGAUGUUUAAUUUAUUAUUUAUCCGUCGAUGUUUUACUAAAGCUUAACGUAGGACUGAAACUAAUUGUUUUUGUGUUUCUGCAAAGCAUUCUUCCUUUUAUCACCAGGAUGUAAUCAUCUGAGUACCAUGGGACUUGUUUACAUCUAAAACCAAGUCUGGCAAUAGGAUGAGUGAGCAUGGAGACAGCAUCGUCCCGUUUAACCCCACAGAUCUCCAGUCAGGAGAGCCAGCUUGUAAAACAGAUAUUACAGUUCUGAGUGUAAACCUGAGGACAGAGAAGAGCAACAAGGAGGAGCUCAAAGACAUCAAGAAGCCAUAUGAAGGUACCAGUCUACUUCAGGAUGAGCAUAACAAAGACGCCAAGCUUAGUUCAUUACAUCCUCAACCUCCCUCUCUGCCGAAGCCCGUGGGAUUGGGAAUGGGGGGAAAAAAUAUCUCAUUUGAAGAGAAGGCGAGGGGGAGAAGAUUGAGGAACAGCCAGGAGAGUCUCACCGACCCGGGAGAGACAGGCUCUUCCACCGAUUCGCUGAAAGAAGACACCUCGUCAAAUGGCCAAGGCCUUGCAUCCGGACGUCCCCUUGAUCUCCCACCCAUGGAGACACCGCCGUUCAGGAUCAGGACCUGUAGCUUCUCCGAGACUGAAAAUGAGCGCAGCGAUCCACAUAAAGAGCGUUUGAAACCGUCCCGAAUUAUUCUGUCCCCACUGCAGCCCAGUGGCACAUAUCCUCCUCUGGAGAACAGCGCAGCCUCCACGUCCUUAAGGACAACUAAUCGGAUUGACAGGGAUUGUCUGGAUUACAGUGCGGUGGGGAGAAGGGGGCGGUCGGAGAGGCUUCAGAGGAAUCUGAGCGACAGCCGGCUGUUGGACACGAUGGUGUCAGACAGUGCCUCUGUCCAUUCCAUGAAGUCAACCUAUAGCGUUCUGAACCCCAUCAGACCCCGGGAUGUGAGGAACAGGAGCUUUCUGGAGGGCAGUGUUUUGGGUAACGGUGCCUUGCUGGGGGCAGAAGAGCUAGACCGCUACUUCCCAGAGAGACGGCUCGGUAUCUACGUCGCCACAUGGAACAUGCAGGGAGAGAAGGGUCUUCCAUACAACCUAGAUGAUCUGCUGCUCCCCGCCGACACAGACUUUGCACAGGACGUCUACGUUAUAGGAGUUCAGGAAGGGUGUCCGGAUAGGAGGGAGUGGGAGAUCCGCCUGCAGGAAACUCUCGGGCCGUAUUACGUGAUGCUGUAUGCAGCAGCCCAUGGCGUUCUCUACCUCACUAUAUUUGUCAGGAGAGAUCUCAUAUGGUUCUGUUCAGAGGUGGAACAUGCUACAGUCACAACCAGAAUUAUUUCUCAGAUUAAGACUAAAGGAGCUGUGGGUAUCGGCUUCACUUUCUUUGGGACAUCCUUCCUCUUCAUUACGUCCCAUUUCACCUCUGGAGAUUCUAAAGUAUAUGAGAGGAUCUUAGAUUACAACAAAAUCAUAGAAGCUUUGGCACUUCCUAGAAACCUUCCUGAUACCAACCCUUACCGCUCCACAACAUCUGAUGUCACAACCCGUUUUGACGAAGUUUUCUGGUUUGGAGAUUUUAACUUCCGCCUAAAUAAAGCCAGAGGAGAGGUGGAGGCCAUUCUGAAUGGAGGUGUGGGUGCAGAUAUGAGCCCACUAUUACAACAUGACCAGCUGUUGAAAGAGAUGAAAGAAGGUUCCAUUUUUAAGGGGUUUCAGGAAGCAGCUAUUCAGUUUCCUCCUACGUACAAGUUUGACAUCGGUUGUGACGUCUAUGACACCACCACAAAGCAGAGAACACCCUCAUAUACAGAUCGGAUCCUUUAUCGAAACAGACAAGCAGAUGACAUUAAAGUGGUCAAGUAUGCAUCUUGCUCGUCCAUUAAGACAUCAGAUCACCGGCCUGUCAUUGGGAUGUUUCAGGUCAAACUUCGUCCAGGCAGAGAUAACAUUCCUUUGGGUGCUGGCCAGUUUGACAGAAGCCUGUAUCUAGAAGGAAUCCGAAGGAGAAUCACCAGGGAGCUGAAAAAGAAAGAGGCAGCUAUGAAAAACCAGAAUAACAGCACGGUUUGCACCAUAUCCUGAUCAGGGAGCAGCUUGUGAGAGCAGUAGGGUGAUCAAAUGGAUCAUUUCAAACACCAAGGUACUGACUUAGAAAGCUGGACUUUCGGGACCAAAGGAUAACUCCGUGCUAGAGAUGUCAAGUGCACAGUCCAGGGACUAACAGACUUCCGCUGGACGUUUAGCAGCUAAUGAUGGAACUAUACAACAUGAUAUAAAUCUAUAAAUUAUACUGACCAGAGUAAAUUGUUAACUGUACUGUACAUCUGCUAUUCCUAAUUCAUUUUUUGUAUUAUUUCAUAUUCUGGUAUUUAACUUGCAAGCCAAAAGGUUCUGUUCUGUUUAUGGUUUCAAAUGAUUGUGUUUCAUUGCCUUGCUAAACCAUUAACUGAUACUGUAAACACAUACCAGUACCAGGCUAAUCCUGGUCUCAUUUUUGAAGAGUUAGCUAACAAUGUGCUAACAGUUGUACUCCUUUAUAAAAGGGAACUGUACUGUAGCAUCAUUACCAGUUUUUAUUUAUGGACUGACAAUGAUAGGUCAGUGUGGGAUCAUGUCGAGAGGCUGAUCUUGGGUUAAACUGUGUGCAGAAUCUUAAGUGAGGAGGCACAGACUAUACUUGAGUUUACUUCCUUAACAUAUCCAAUCUAAUUCAGCUUACUUGAUGUCAAGUGUGAUAUAUGUAUGGGGACAGGAACGGUCCAUAGUAUUGGUAUUGCUUGCUUGUGCAUGGAUCUCAUUGACUGUGCUGUAACAUUAAGUCACGCAUUCACAACAUGAAUUUCAGUUCUAUUUGUACUGAAAGUGCCUGCGAUCGUUCUCAUGACUGCCUCAGUGACUUCAAAUACAUUCUGCUGUUUAAAACCAAACAAUAGCCUGUUAUAAAUGUUCGUUUACUGUGUAAAGUAAUAUAAAAACUCACACUUGAAGUGUUAUUUAUCACGAGUUUGUUUCAAUUACACAUUUUGAACCAAAUAUAUUUUGGGAUUCAAACAUAAACCAAGGAAACGGUUUCUCUAUAUUCAAAUCGUACAUGAAAACAAAUAAUACAAAGGCUCAAACUUUUCAUUCUUUUAAGGGAACACAAAGGUUUUUGCUCAUGACUGAUUCCAUCAUUGUCAUCAUCUUAUUAGGCAGUGGAAAUAUCUUAAGAGUAAUGGAAAUAUAUAACAGUACACUUGUACUGAUGAAGUACAAGGGAAUAAAUAUAUUAUUGUAGCAUAAUCCAACACAAACGGCUAAACAGACAUUUGGAAAAAGAAAGUGUUCAUGCUGACAGUGAUUCAGCAAGAGAAAAGGGGUUUAUCUUUAUAUACACUAAGAUUCGCUGCUAGGCUGAGUGGUAGAUAAGACAGUCAGUGUCAUUCUGUUCAGAUAUUAGAUCAAGGUUGUUGUUUUUUUUAUAUCAAGGGAUCAUUUCAGACAUUUGUGGGGAAAAUAUGGUGCAGAAUACCAUUUAGGUUUGCCCAGUUUUACACAGAAAAGCACAGCCUAUGAACAACAAUGUAGAAAUGGGAACAAAUGACAUGGGAAAGUGCACUAAAAGUUGAGCCAAUUAAGAUAGAAAUGUGAAAUAAUGCACUGGUGUGUAAAACUAAACUUAGUCAUCUCCAAGCUGUUAAAAUGUAAAAGAAUUUGCCACCCAAAUAUGAAAAUUCUCAUUUACGCACCAGCCUCGUGUCAUUACAAACCUUUCUUUCUUCUAUGCAACAGAAAAAAAGAUAUUUGGAAGAACCGAGCCCGUUAGAGCCCUCUGACUUACUUUGUACAGACAAAAAACUAUUCGUUUAAAAUAUCUUCUGUUAUUCCACAGUAGGAAGUCCUACAGUUCUGGAAUGACAUGAGGCUGAGUAAAUGAUGACAAUGUUUGAGUGAACUAAAGUCAUGUUUUAAACACUUUUUAGAGGAAAUGCAACCACAGUCCUUCUAAGCAUUGCACUUAAAUUCCAUCAAGAAAAUAUUUGUUAGGGGUGUCCUCAUUUUUUGCCUCUAGAUGGUGCCAGCUGUCUGUCCCCUAUCGGAACAGGCGAUACAUGCGAGGCAGACGUCCGUCUUUGCUAGAGAGAGCGGCCUGAAUGUCCUCAUACGAGGGAAGCUCGGUCAGAUCUCCCAGCGCUGCUACCGCAGGCUUACUACGCAGCAUCUUCCUUGUAACUCUCUUGAUGUCACUGGCUGUAACGUUACCUAAAACAAAGAAAAGUGGAGAGAGAAAUAGCAUGUUAUUUAAUAUUUUUACCAAACAGACGUCUCCAAGAAAAAUCUAGUGAAUGGUAUGAUACUGAUAUACCAUAUUAAAUAUGUACAGUCAUUA